Pecten maximus is the source of this 1138-nucleotide messenger RNA. Its product is annotated as calmodulin-like. The record is from RefSeq and is a predicted model, not a curated record. NCBI's taxonomy places the organism in Eukaryota, Metazoa, Mollusca, Bivalvia, Pectinida, Pectinidae. Gene Ontology annotation, molecular function: enzyme regulator activity; calcium ion binding. Bases 206 to 823 code for a protein of 205 amino acids. The transcript has 6 exons.
AGCCGAGAGGUGAAUGUGCUGCCACUAUUCACUAGGAGUUUAAAGCGAGCUGCGAAUACUAACGGCGGUAGACAAAGAGCGCGGGAGACGUUGGACAGUAGCUAAGCGCUAGUAUAGGGACCACCCAGGGAUAUCAGGCAAACGGCUCGUCAGUCUCCCACAGAACGCAAGGAUAGUUCCGGACGGUGAAAGAUAUAGAAACAAGAUGCAGACCUGGAUCUACUGGACAGUGGUGGUCACACUAGUCAUUCUUCAGCAGACGAUGGCCACCACCUUGACCAACCUCUUCAACAAAGGUGUCCUCAAAGGAUUGGAGAAAUUACGUAAAAGACAACAGCAUGAUCCGGAACCGGCGUCCGUCUUUCCUUCCGUCAAUCAGAUUUGCUUUGGCCUUGAUCAGCUAGAAGCUUACAAGGAUCAAUUUUCCACUUUCAUCGACCACAACAACGACGGCAAAGCUUCGUUUGACGAAAUCAAACACUACCUCCAGAAAUACAACAACAAGGUCACGGACGAUCAAGUCCGGAGCUUCCUCCUCCGGCGGGACACCAACGGUGAUGGAGAGGUGGACUUCAUCCCAGACUAUCUGACCGAGAUGGCCACGCCUAACUACAGCGCCACGACGGCCCGAGAAUGGUUUGAUCUGGAAGAUGCCGACCAGGACGGUUAUGUCACCAAAGACGAACUUAUUGCCAUCGCGCGCAACAUCGGUAUGAGUCCCGAGAAGGCUGAGGAGACAGCAAAUGGGUACUACAUGGGUGCAGACACCAACGGGGAUCGACAACUCGACUGGAAAGAGUAUUCGUCUCUAUUUGCGGAGUAAAUGCAGCGUCCCGGAGGUCCGUGUCUUUAGCACAUAUCUGAGGACUUAUUAAAUUACAUCAUUGAUUAUGAACUAUUUUAUCACUCAUUAAUGUUGUGUUAUUGUUGUACAGUCUGAACACCGUGUCGUUUUGUGUGACGUCAUAUGUGGACGGAGCCCUGGGAAGUGUCACGUGAUGGCUAAAGAUACUUGUGUGUUUACUCUGCUGGGCGGUUUUUGUACAUAGCAUGCCUUAUUCUCUGUUAAAUCAUAUACAGUAUGUUGAAAUUUGACUUUCGAAAUCGAAUAAAAUUAAUAAAUAAUUUUCAAUUUAAA